This is a messenger RNA of Salvelinus fontinalis (brook trout), 6995 nucleotides long. Its product is annotated as bromodomain-containing protein 8-like. Gene Ontology annotation, cellular component: NuA4 histone acetyltransferase complex. The transcript is spliced from 20 exons. NCBI's taxonomy places the organism in Eukaryota, Metazoa, Chordata, Actinopteri, Salmoniformes, Salmonidae. The coding region runs from base 190 to 2685 and encodes 831 amino acids. Gene Ontology annotation, molecular function: protein binding. The record is from RefSeq and is a predicted model, not a curated record.
CGAAUAGUUAUCAAACACAUCACUAUGGUGAUGUCAAUUGUUCAGUUAAUGUACUUAUUACUUCUACACAGCGGCAGCCACAGUGAGUCUGCGCAAAAUUAACAUUUCCCUUUUUCAUAUGAACGAUCUAAUUUGGCUUAUACUGUACUGAGUCAUAUUGGGUGGGUGGAGUAAUUGUAUGACCAGAAGAUGGCGAGCGGGGUUGGAAAACACAAGUUGCUUGCCAUGGGGCCAACGGAGCCAUGGUCGGUGAGGGAGAAGCUGUGCUUGGCCACCUCUGUCAUGAAGAGUGGGGACCAGAACUGGGUGUCUGUCAGUCGAGCCAUCAAACCAUUUGCAGAGCCAGGACGACCCCCUGACUGGUUCUCACAAAAGCACUGUGCCUCCCAGUACUCAGAACUCCUGGAGACGACAGAGACCCCAAAACGGAAGCGCGGCGAGAAAGGUGAGGCGGUGGAGACGGUGGAGGACGUGAUCGUCCGCAGGCUCACGGCCGAGAGGAUCGAGGAGCUGAAGCGCUUGAUCAAAGACACACAGGAGAAGCACAGGAAGCUGAAGAAAGAGGCAGAGCUGAUCCAAGCCGGACACCUGGACUCCAAACUUGAGGAGCUAUCGGGAGAGAUUGUGCAGAAGGAGAAACAGGAACAGGACGAGGCAGACGUGAAAAGAAAGGCCAUAGAGACAGCCUAUCUAGCCAGACAGGCGGUGAAGAACACCCCUAAAAGAGUGCCCAGUGUGACCGUGCGCUCUCCCCCGGGGUGCGGCUCGCCAAGCCUCGAGUUCUGCCAAGGGGACACACCCCAGAGCACACCCGAGGACCCCAGCACCUCAGUGACUGCCCCAGAAGCAGCAGGGUUCAUGCACCUGACUGAAGCCUGUGGGCUGGUUGGUGCAGAGUCAGGCCUGGGCACUCUUCUGGAUGACUCCCCACAAAAGAAGCUCUUGGGCCAGAAAGCCACGCCACCACCAUCCCCUCUCCUCUCUGAGCUACUGAAGAAAGGCAGUUUCAUACCCACAAGCCCCAGACUGGUUGGAGAUGGUGACCUGCCUGGUAAUAUGACAAUAGCACAUGACCUACAGCUCACAGGCUCCAUUCUCCCUGGCUGUCUAGCAACAGGUGCCCCUACACUCUCUCGUCUGCUGGAGGCUGGGCCUCAGUUCUCAGCUCCGCUGGGCUCCUUGGCCAGCAGCACAGACUCCUCCAGUGCCCUUCUCACUGCUGCUGCACCCCCCACUAUGGACUCCCCCGCCUCACUACACACAGGCAGGGAUGAGGUGGAGGCCUCCCAGCCUGGCCCAGGGGAGGGGACAGAAGAGGGCCUAGUGACGGUGCCCUACAUGGGAGAUGAAUUGGACCUGGAGACAGUGGGGGACAUCAUCGCCAUCAUUGAGGAUAAGGGUGAUGAGAAUGCAGAGGCUCUGGAUGCGGCUGCAGUGGAGGCCGCUCUGUCCCUGUGUGAGGAGACUGGCCACGCCCUGUCUGGCCCCCCCUGGGAGCCCGGGCCCUUCAAGCCCCCUGAGUGUAACCCUGCCGCCCCCACACGGGCCCCACAAGCCUCCUCCUACUCCUCCUCCAUCCACGGCAGUCUGGAGGUGAAGAGGGAGAGACUGGAGAUACGGGGUGGGGCCUCUGCAUGUGACAGCCAGGACAUCUGUACCUCAGGGUACACACACCCCCUGGGCAUCAGUGGCCUUCCUCCCUCCUGCUCGUCUAUGAUGCUGGAGCACAGCCAGCCUAUUGGCGCUCGUCUGCAGCAUGGGGUCAUGGGCGGGGCCGAUGGGGAGGGAAGCCCUGUCUCUCCCCAUGCCACCAUCAAGUGUGAGAGUGAAGAGUGGACGCAGCAAGGAGCUAACACACCACACGCAGACUCUGAGGGUGGCCCCAUGACAAGAGAACACUCCAAGGAGGAAGAGGAGGGGGUGAGCGACGGAGAGGAGAGGAGUGCCUCAGAGACUAAAGAGGGCCUGGAUGGGGGGGAUGAGGAGGCCUACCUGUCUGAGGCAGAAGGGGAGACGGAGCUGGAGCCCCCAGCCAGUGAGAGUGAGGACAGCUAUAGUCUGCACACAGCCUCCUCCUCUCUGCAGCUGCACACCACUGCAGACUCUAUCCCCAGCAGCCCUGCCUCCUCCCAGUUUUCGAUGUGCAGUGAGGACCAGGAGGCCAUGCAGGCUCAGAAGAUCUGGAGGAAAGCCAUCAUGCUGGUAUGGCGAGCAGCCGCCAAUCACAGGUAUGCUAAUGUGUUCCUGCAGCCUGUGACUGAUGACAUUGCCCCGGGGUAUCACAGUAUUGUGCACAGGCCCAUGGACCUGUCCACCAUUAAGAAGAACAUUGAGACCGGUCUGAUCCGCACCACGGCAGAGUUCCAGCGGGACAUCAUGCUGAUGUUCCAGAACGCGGUGAUGUACAACAGCUGUGACCACGACGUGUUCCACAUGGCCCUGGAGAUGCAGAGGGACGUCCUGGAACAGAUCCAGCAGUUCCUGGCCACACAGCUCAUCAUGCAGACCUCCGAGUCGGGCGUCAGCGCCAAGAGCCUGAGGGGCCGAGAGAGCACCCGCAAGCAGGACCCCUCGGACAAGGACAGUGUCCCCAUGGCUUCUCCUGCCUUCCUUCUCUCUCUCUUUGAUGGGGGCACCAGGGGGCGCCGUUGUGCCAUAGAAGCUGACCUGAAGAUGAAGAAAUGAGUCGCAGGGAGCACCUGCAGAUGACUCUGGAUGGAGUACAACUGAUUGGUAUCCUCUAUCCAUGGUCAUGUCCCAGUUGAUGAAGGUAACGAAGUCUGGGUCAAUGUCGUUUCAUGUCCUCUCACUUCAACUGGACAUGGUAUGUCUGGCUGAGAGAGCAAUGCAGUUCCUGAAUUGCAGCUUAGAGUAAACGCAACCCCAGCACUGAGAAACACACACUCCACCUCCUGAAUCGAGUCCCCUCUUAAACUGAGCAAGGCAUUGUGACGUAGAUAAACAGAGUGAGGAACAGUUGACUGAAUGAGAUGACUAGGGUCGUACUGUAUGUGUCGGUCAACACAAAACUGAAAUACCUUGCAUUGUGUAUGUGUUUCAUGAGUUGAAGUCCUUUUGUAUAGUAUUGAACAGGCAUGCCCCUUUGUGUACAUAUGGUGCCUUUUUUAAAGGCAAUGAAUGUUUCAAAAUAAUAAAUAUUUGUUGCAAGAUUGUGGUCCCCCAACUUAGCAAACCAGUUAGUGUGUGAUUUUUGUUUUAAAGAAAUCCAACAAAAGGGACUAAGGCUUGGACUCUAAGGCAAUCCGUCUGAGCAUUGUCGACAAUGCGCUGUUUAAAGGCAAUGUUCCCAAGUUCGUGGAGAUGGCAUUUAUGGUAAAUGCUGCAUGUCGGCUCAAUCGAAAAUGGGCACAUUGUCGACAGCGUGUGAUUUUAACCAAAUCCCGCCAUAAGCUCGGGUGUAACACCAGUAUAUACAGUGCAUUCGUAAAGUAUUCAGACCCCAGAGUGGCUGCACAGCUAUUUUCAGGUCUCCAGAGAUGUUCGAUCGAGUUUAAGUCUGGGCUCUGGCUGGGCCACUCAAGGUCAUUCAGAGACUUGUCCUAAUGCCAUUUGAGCAUUAUCUUGGCUGGGUGCUUAGGGUCGUUAUCCUGUUGGAAUGUGAACCUUCGCCUCAGUCUGAGGUCCUAAGCGCUCUGGAGCAGGUUUUAAUCAAGACUCUCUCUGUACUUUGCUUCGUUAAUCUUUCCCUCGAUCCUGAUCCGAUCCAGUCCCUGCCGCUGAAAAACACCCCAACAGCAUGAUGCUGCCACCACCAUGCUUCACCGUAGGGAUGGUGCCUGGUUUCCUCCAUACGUGACGCUUGACAUUCAGGCCAAAGAGUUCAAUCUUGGUUUCAUCAGACCAGAGAAUCUUGUUCUCAUGGUCUGAGAGUCCUUUUAGGUGCCUUUCGGCAAACUCCAACUGGGCUGUCAUGUGCCUUUUUAAUGAGGAGUAGCUUCCGUCUGGCCACUCUCAUCAUAAAGGCCUGAUUGGUGGAGUGCUGCAUAGAUGAUUGUCCUUCUGGAAGGUUCUCCCAUCUCCCCAGAGGAACUCUGGAGCUCUGUCGGAGUGACCAUUGGGUUCUUGGUCACCUCCCUGACCAAGGCCCUUCCCCGAUUGCUCAGUUUGGCCAGCUCUAGGAAGAGGCUUGGUGGUUCCAAACUUCUUCCAUUUAAGAAUGAUGGAGGCCUCUGUGUUCUUGGGGACCUUCAAUGCUGCAGACAUGUGUUGGUACCUUUCCCCAGAUCUGUGCCUCGACACAAUCCUCUCUUGGAGCUCUAUGGACAAUUGCUUCGACCUCAUGGCUUGGUUGUUGCUCUGACUUGCACUGUCAACUGUGGGACCUUUAUAUAGUCUAAUCAAUUGAAUUUACCACAGGUGGACUCCAAGUUGUAGAAACAUCUUAAGGAUGAUCAAUGGAAACAGGAUGCACCUGAGCUCAAUUUUGAGUCUCAUAGGAAAGGGUAAAUAAGGUAUUUGUUUUUUAUUUUCAAUAAAUUUGCAUUAAAUAUUUUGAAUAAAUUUCUAAAAACCUGUUUUCCCUUUGUCAUUAUGGGGUAUUGUGGGUAGUUUAAUACAUUUUAGAAUAAGUUUGUAACGUAACAUUUGUAAAAAGGCAAGGGGGUCUGAAUACUUUCCAAAUGGACUGUGUGUGUAUAUAUAUAUAUAUAUAUAUAUAUAUAUAUAUAUAUAAACUCAGCAAAAACAGAAAUGUCUCUUUUUCAGGACCCUGUCAAAGAUAAUUAGUAAAAAUCCAAAUAACUUCACAGAUCUUCAUUGCAAAGGGUUUAAACACUGUUUCCCAUGCUUGUUCAAUGAACCAUAAACAAUUAAUGAACAUGCACCUGUGCAACGGUCGUUAAGACACGAACAACUUACAGACGGUAGGCAAUUAAGGUCACAGUUAUGAAAACCUAAGACACUAAAGAGGCCUUUCUAUGCACUCUGAAAAACACCAAAAGAAAGAUGCCCAGGGUCCCUGCUUAUCUGCGUGAACGUGCCUUAGACAUGAUGCAAGGAGGCAAUGUCCGUACUGCUGUCAUUAAGGCAAAGGGUGGCUACUUUGAAGAAUCUCGAAUAUAAAUAUAUUUUGAUUUGUUUAAUAAUUUUUUGGUUACUACAUGAUUCCAUAUGUGUUAUUUCAUAGUGUUGAUGUCUUCACUAUUAUUCUACAAUGUAGAAAAUAUUAAAAAUAAAGAAAAACCCUUGAACGAGUAGGCGUGUCUGUACUUUUGACUGGUACUAACUCAAAAAAAGAAAUGUCCUCUCACUGUCAACUUUGUUUAUUUUCAUAGUAAAAAUAUUAAAAAUAAAGAAAAACCAUAGAAUGAGUAGGUGGCCAAACUUUUGACUGGUACACUAAUAUAUAUUAGUGGGCGGCAGGUAGCCGAGUGGUUAGAGCGUUGGGCUAGUAACCGAAAGGUUGCUAGAUCGAAUCCCUGAGCUGACAAAGUAAAAAUCUGUCGUUUUGCCCCUGAGCAAGGGAGUUAACCCACUGUUCCUAGACUGUUGUUGUAAAUAAGAAUUUGUUCUUAACUGACUUGCCUAAUCAAAAAUAAAGGUAAAUAUAUAUAAUUAAGAGACCACUGCAAACACAUACUAUUUAUAGGUAUGUGUUUGGGUAAAAUGAACAUUUUUGUUUUAUUCUAUAAACUGACAUUUUCUCCCAAUUCCAAAUAAAAUAUUGUAAUUUAGAGCAUUUAUUUGCAUAAAAUUACUGGUCAAAAUAACAAAAAAGAUGGUGUUGUCAGACCUCGAAUAAUGCGAAGAAAAUAAGUUAAUAUUUAUUUUUAAACAACACAAUAUUAAUGUUUUAACUUAGGAAGAGUUCAGAAAUCAUUAUUUGGUGGAAUAACCCUGAUUUUCAAUCACAGCUUUCAUGCGUCUUAGCAUGCUCUCCACCAGUCUUUCACAUUGAUGUUGUGUGACUUUAUGCCACUCCUGGCGCAAAAAGCAGCUUGGCUUUGUUUUAUGGCUUUUAACCAUCUUCCUCUUGAUCACAUUCCAGAGGUUUUCAAUGGGGUUCAGGUCUGGAGAUCGGACUGGCCAUGACAGGGUCUUGAUCUGGUGGUCCUCCAUUCACACCUUGUGAACUUAAUUGCCUACCGUCUGUAAGCUGUUAGUGUCUUAACGACCGUUCCACAGGUGCAUGUUCAUUAAUUGUUUAUGGUUCAUUGAACAUGCAUGGGAAACAGUGUGUGAACCCUUUACAAUGAAGAUCUGUGAAGUUAUUUGGAUUUUUACAAAUGAUCUUUGAAAGACAGGGUCCUUAAGGGAUGUUUCUUUUUUUGCUGAGUGUGUGUGUGUGUGUGUAUAUACAUAUAAGAUCUUACUUUUGGAGAAAUGUCCUCUGGUCUGAUGAAACAAAAAUAACGAUGGCCAUAAUGACCAUCGUUAUGUUUGGAGGAAAAAGGGGGAUGCUUGCAAGCCGAAGAACACCAUCCCAACCAUGAAGCACGGGGGUGGCAGCGUCAUGUUUUGGGGGUGCUUUGCUGCAGGAGGGACUGGUGCACUUCACAAAAUAAAUGGGAGUCGGACUUGAGGAAGCAAAAUGAUGUGGAUAUAUUGAAGCAACAUCUCAAGACAUCAGUCAGGAAGUUAAAGCUUGGUCGCAAAUGAGUCUUCCAAAUGGACAAUGACCCAAAGCAUACUUCCAAAGUUGUGUCAAAAUGGCUAAAGGACAACCAAGUCAAGGUAUUGGAGUGGCCAUCACAAAGCCCUGACCUCAAUCCUAUAGAAAAUUUGUGGGCAGAACUGAAAAAGCGUGUGCGAGCAAGGAGGUCUACAAACCUGACUCAGUUACACCAGCUCUGUCAGGAGGAAUGGGCCAAAAUUCACCCAACUUAUUGUGCUAAGCUUGUGGAAGGCUACCCAAAACAUUUGACCCAAGUUAAACAAUUUAAAGGCAAUGCUACCAAAUACUAAUUGAGUGUAUGUAAACUUCUGACCCACUGGGAAUGUGAUGAAAGAAAUAAAAGCCGAAAUAAAUCACUCAA